This is a messenger RNA of Gongylonema pulchrum, 144 nucleotides long. Lineage: Eukaryota; Metazoa; Nematoda; Chromadorea; Rhabditida; Gongylonematidae. The record is from the annotation of a GenBank genome assembly.
AUGUCCAAUUUCGUCGUCGAUGGAAUCGCCAAUUCAUUUGGUGCUUUUAUGAGCGGUUAUCAGGAUUAUUUCCAUGCAUCGAAAGCGAAAGUUUCACUGAUCGGCUCCUUACUCAUUGGCUCAUAUCUGCUCAUCGGUAAGUAG